ACCAUGAUCGAGGUGGUGUGCAACGACCGGCUGGGCAAGAAAGUCCGCGUGAAAUGCAACCCCAAAGACUCCAUAGGGGACCUGAAGAAACUGAUCGCCGCCCAGACAGGCACCCGCUGGAACAAGAUCGUCCUGAAGAAAUGGUACACGGUCUUCAAGGACCACGUGACCCUGGGCGACUAUGAAAUCCAUGAUGGCAUGAACCUGGAGCUUUAUUACCAAUAG
Dromiciops gliroides (monito del monte) is the source of this 225-nucleotide messenger RNA. RefSeq names its product ubiquitin-like protein 5. Gene Ontology annotation, cellular component: nucleus; cytoplasm. The coding region runs from base 4 to 225 and encodes 73 amino acids. The record is from RefSeq and is a predicted model, not a curated record. Gene Ontology annotation, biological process: protein modification process; mRNA splicing, via spliceosome. Lineage: Eukaryota; Metazoa; Chordata; Mammalia; Microbiotheria; Microbiotheriidae. The transcript has a single exon. Gene Ontology annotation, molecular function: protein binding; protein tag activity.